AUGCCACCUUGUGCAGCGGAGUUCUUCAUCAUUGUCUCUACCGGCUACUUCAUCCAGAUCCCCUUGCUGCACGAGGUGGCCGUCAGCGGCGGCACCAUGCUCAUCAUCUGCAUGCAGGCGGCACUGUGCCCGCACCACUUCCUGCCCGAGUGUGGCGGGCAUGGGAGGCUUGAGCAGGGUGGGCAGGGGAGGGAGGGGGAAGGGAUAGGUCAAUCCAAACCCAAGCAAAAGACCGAGACCCUGAACCGAAAAACCACCACCUCAGCGAGCGUGAAGGAGACCUUUGUCCUGAGCAGCCUUGUUCUCCUGGUCGGUGGUACUACCGUUGCAUCCAUGUUCGACACCGGCCCUUCGGUCUGCAGGCUGGCAGUUAAAGUGCCCGUGCUUCAUGGACCAAUUGUUGUCCGCUCCCAAAGCUCCCAGCCAGAACGCAUUCGGGGAUCGUUCCAAUUGCACAUUUUGAAGUCGGCGGCAAAGCUGAUGGUGUGUCGCAAAGGCACACUUCGUUUGGACUUGGAUUGA
Messenger RNA from Volvox carteri f. nagariensis, 522 nucleotides. RefSeq lists its product as uncharacterized. Lineage: Eukaryota; Viridiplantae; Chlorophyta; Chlorophyceae; Chlamydomonadales; Volvocaceae. The coding region runs from base 1 to 522 and encodes 173 amino acids. The record is from RefSeq and is a predicted model, not a curated record. The transcript is spliced from 4 exons.